AUGUUGAGGCGCUGCAGUAUUUCAUUGACAUGUGCUCUAUGGCUCAUCGGGGCACAGGCCAAAUUGACUGAGAGACGAACAAAAUGGGAUGAGAUUGCGACGUCAGCCUGCUCACAUGAGCUUGCAACAUACCCAUGGAAAAGCAGUGAGGGGAGACAUGAUGUGCUCUGCAAGUACGACAUAGCGCUGGGGUCUUGGGUGCUCUGCUCCACUGAAUACUAUAUUACAGAAGCAAAUGGGCGCGAUAAAAAUAUGGUGUUCCAGUGGAUUGAAUCAUUGUGUGCAGCAAAGUGGGAUUCAGACAAUCCUGUGAAUUUGGAUGCAGUGCUGUCAGCGGCGGAGAGCAACGUAGGCAUGAUGCCUAAUAAGGGACAGAAAAUUGACCAUAUUGUGCGAGCCAACGAGGAUAACAUAAAGUUAUGGGUAAUUGCACUUUUCGGACCUGUUGACAACCUUGACAAGAGCACGCUUUUCGCAGUGUUGAUAAAUGGCUAUUGGCUCGCAGUGUUAUUGACCGCCGCAAUUUCGAAAUUUUUUAGGGCUCUAUUUCGCAGCACACAACCUCGCAAAUCGGGUAUUGCGUGGAUCAAAGGACAUAUCACUCUUCCCCCCUUAGUUCAAAGACAUGCUGCUCACUUUGGCCGCAGUGUAUUUGUUGGGCUCAUUCCUACUCGACUGGAAACAUUGGUAAUAGCUGGUUACAUUUGCCUCCAUGUGACGGUUAUGUGCGUUGAAUACCAUUUUGACCCUCUUUCUUUGGUCUCCAGUCUGAAAAUCCAGCAUUUAUUGUUUACUGCAGAUCGUGCAGGUAUAUUAGCUUUCGCGCAUUUGCCAUUCCUUGUGCUCUCAGGCGGACGAAACCAGUUGAUAACCAAAAUAACAGGCAUCAAAUUGAAGACUAUGAUUGGGUUUCAUAAAUGGGCUGGGAGGUUUAUGUUUGUUGACGUGUUAAUUCAUGCUCUUGGGUACUACCUGCACUCUUUAGAGGAGCACUACCUCAAAUACGCGUGGGACAGCCCGGUAUGGCAAUCCGGAAGGGCUGGAGUUUGCGCCUGUGGCAUUUUGAUCUUCUUUUCAUUUUACUUCUUUAGGCGUCGCUUCUACGAAUUGUUCCUGUUUCUGCACUAUUUGAUGGCAGUAAUAUUUAUUUAUGAGUGUUGGAGGCACUGUGGUAAUGUUGGGUGGAUGGAGUGGAUCUAUGUUUCUAUUGGCAUAUGGGUCCUUGAAUUUGUUUUACGAGCUCGCCGAAUUAUAAAGUUCGGAUUUCCUCGUGCUACAAUUGAACUCUCUGGUGACGAGUUCAUUAAAAUAACCGUUCCCAAACUGAAUAGUGAGUGGCAAAGCAAGCCAGGACAAUAUGUCUAUUUGUAUUUCCUCAGAGCUACGAUUUUUUGGCAGUCGCAUCCUUUCAGUAUUUUACACACCACUUCCGAUCCCUCCAGCCAAAACUUGACCUUUGUCAUUACAGCCAAAAAUGGUGUAACAAAAAAGCUUCGAGACAUGGUGAAAGAUGCAGGGACUGAAACUAUCCGUAUAGCUCUAGAAGGUCCAUUUGGAAGCAGCUUGCCCCUUUGGGAUUACGAUAGCGUUUUGUUACUUGGUGGUGGAACGGGGAUAGCCAGCAUGAUAUCGGCCUCUAUGCUCUCUCUACAAGUAGAUAAGACCAGGAAGCCUAUUUGGAAAGUUGUCUGGUCUUUGAAAUCAAAGGAUCUACUGACCCUUUAUGGGCGGGAAAUCUCAGAAUUGAUUGAGAAAGGAAUUGAUGUCCAAGUUUUUUUGACAUCUCAAACUAAAGAAGUCAGCUUCACCGAGAUUGAAAUGACUGAACAAUCAAAAACAAAUGACAAAUUAUUACUAAAUGAUUAUAGGAUUCCAGUUGCAGGCUACAAAAGGCCUGAUAUCAAUAGUAUGAUAGAAGAGUUCAUGAGGCUUGAUGGCUCGUUACUUGUUAUCGGUUGUGGCCCCCCUGCAUUUGUAGACAGCAUAAGAAGUUUGACCUGUGAAAAAAUAAUUGAGAACCCGCUGAAGGUUGUUGAUUAUAAAGAAGAUUAUCAAACAUGGUAG
Lachancea thermotolerans CBS 6340 is the source of this 2064-nucleotide messenger RNA. RefSeq names its product putative ferric-chelate reductase (gene FRE5). Gene Ontology annotation, molecular function: ferric-chelate reductase activity. The coding region runs from base 1 to 2064 and encodes 687 amino acids. Gene Ontology annotation, biological process: copper ion import; intracellular iron ion homeostasis; iron ion transport. The transcript has a single exon. The record is from RefSeq and is a predicted model, not a curated record. Gene Ontology annotation, cellular component: plasma membrane. Lineage: Eukaryota; Fungi; Ascomycota; Saccharomycetes; Saccharomycetales; Saccharomycetaceae.